This is a messenger RNA of Neurospora tetraspora, 231 nucleotides long. RefSeq lists its product as uncharacterized. Lineage: Eukaryota; Fungi; Ascomycota; Sordariomycetes; Sordariales; Sordariaceae. The record is from RefSeq and is a predicted model, not a curated record. The coding region runs from base 1 to 231 and encodes 76 amino acids. The transcript is spliced from 4 exons.
AUGGUGCCCUGUACCCGGCGCCCCAUUGCCCAGUGGCCAAUGCUCUGUUUUGUGAAUAGUUGUCACUCCACUCCGGCAUUUCCAGCUCAGAAUUCCGCCUGCGGCUUUGAACUUGGUUGUGAUAACCCAGAACAGGACAGCGAGUUCUACAACUUUAUGCCCCCGCCGCUGGAGGAUAAAGUGAGGAACACUUUCACCGUGUGCUCCCAUAGAACCAUGAGGUGUAGCUGA